Indicator indicator is the source of this 810-nucleotide messenger RNA. RefSeq names its product transmembrane protein 72 (gene TMEM72). The coding region runs from base 1 to 810 and encodes 269 amino acids. The record is from RefSeq and is a predicted model, not a curated record. The transcript is spliced from 5 exons. NCBI's taxonomy places the organism in Eukaryota, Metazoa, Chordata, Aves, Piciformes, Indicatoridae.
AUGCGGUACAAGGCAUUUUGGAGUACCCUGGAGUACACCUGCCGAUUGCUGGGCAUCACCACUGCAGCAGUGCUGAUUGGUGUGGGCGUAGAAACUCUGCAGCGAGGACAGUUCAAAAGCCUGGCAUUCUAUCUGCUUUUUUCAGGGGUUGCAGUUGCUGUCUGUGAAGGUUUCUUCUUUGUCAGUUUGCUCCUGGAGAUGUGCUUCACAUAUGAGCCUGACUCCCUGGCACAGGCCUGCUGGAAGCGGGCUAGACGCCCAGGGAGCUUUCAGAAAUUCCUGGGAUACACGCUGCUCUCAGUGGCUUGCUUCCUGCAUCCUGUCCUCAUCUGGCAUGUCACUAUCCCUGGGUCCAUGCUGGUGCUCACUGCCUUGGCCUAUUUCCUGUUGAGCAAGAGGAGGAAGAGCGCAGGGCACAAAGAGACUCAUCCCCAGGCAGGCCAGUACGUGGACCCUUCAGCCACUGUGGCAGCCCCAACUAUCGCUGGUGACACUGAGCAGACCUACACCUUCUACGCGUCCCAGAGGGAGCAGCACCACUCCUUGCUGGGCCAUAUGAAGAGCAUCCUGAAGGGCAGCAAGGACAGAAGCCUGACCCCAGUAGCUCCUGUCCAAGAAGCAGCCCCUACAGCCCCACGCAAGCAAGUGCACUUCCAGGAAAAAGUGGUGCAGAUCAUCCCCUCUGUCAGCGAGAGCUUGGAGGACUUGGAGAGCGAGGCUGAAGAGACCACAUCGGACACAACACCCAUCCUCACCCCGCCUGAUGCUCCUGUAAUCCUCACUCCCCUCAGCUCCACAGGCCUCUUUUGA